GCUCUGCUUAAUGGACUCCGCCGGCACCCAACAGCGGGCUGUGAGUGUCGGCUAGACAGGGAAUCUGCUCCGGCUUUUCGGUGGCGUGAACAUGAGGCUGGAGAGAGACGACGGGGAGGGAGAAGAGAGAGUGUGAGAUAAAUUAAAAACAACAAAAAAAAAGAAAAAAACUGAGUGACGGACCAGAAUGAGUGUAGAGUUCAGACUGGUGCGUUCAGGACCGCCUCAGAAGCAUCCCUCACGUGAAGCUGCACGGAGACGUGCGCGUGCUAGCUGGAGUCAAGAAAGAUGGCAUCAGGUGGGCAGGCAGCCACAGCAGGCUCAGUCAAAUCUCUAAUCACAACCUUCAUCCUUGCACUUGGUCUCACCGGGCAAGUGUCAAAGCAGCGAGGAGGCAGUAACAUUAUACUAACAGAAUCUUUAACAGUUCACACAGGGUCAUCUUUAUGUGAACUCUCAGAGCUUCGCUUGUUCCUGUGGGGAAGCACCAGUGUAUGUUGUUUUUGGAUGGACUGUCAGAGCUUUGGCAUCCAGAGUGGCGGUUGCUUCAGGUAGCAGGCCUGAUGCUUGACUGCAUUCAUUCCUCUUCUGAUGAAAAGGCUGUGAAAGAGACUACUGUUCACUUUCUCGUCCAGUCGAGAGAUUCUGAGCUGCGACGACGCUCAGACCUUCAGCUGGUUUGCAGCUCACAGCUCACACUGCAGACAUGAAGUUUGUGAUCCUGUUUGCUCUUCUGAGUGGGGCUUUUGCUGCCCCAUUUGUGAAGGAAGAAGAGGCUAAAAGAUUCAUCAGGCUGAAGAGACAGUCAGGAUACUGGGAUCCAUACCACUCCCAAAACCAGUGGGGUUACACCAUUCAGGAACAGGCAAACGAGUACUGGACAGCCCUACGAACAGAUGCUCAGUACUACAUGGACUUGAGUAACCUGAUGUUUGACCGCUCUGUGGCUACGGAAAACAACCGGAUGUAUAUGGAAAUGCUGCGCAAUGCACGAGCUCACCUGGACAGUCAGACGGGAGGACAGAGAUGAAAAUAAUAAUAAUGACAAUAAAAUGCUUUCUAAGUAGUUAGAAUUGUUAUUGUUGUUUAAUGUCAGUGAGUGACAAGUGAGUAGAAACAAUUCAGAAAAAGAUUUUGGGUGAGAAUAAACUGAGGGCUCAGUUGAAUAUGAAAGAUCCCCAUUUUUGGCAGUCCAAAUUAGUUUCUUAAACACUGCAGUUUCCUGCAGUGUAAAAUGUACAGUUUAAUACAUGUUUUUAUAUAAUGUAUGCAUUAUUUUACAACAGUGUUGCCUGCAAUCACACAAUUUAUUCAAUAAAAGUUACAA
Molecule: messenger RNA, 1327 nt
Organism: Scatophagus argus
Lineage: Eukaryota; Metazoa; Chordata; Actinopteri; Scatophagidae
Exons: 7
Coding region: 707-1030 (107 amino acids)
Source: RefSeq, a predicted model, not a curated record